Molecule: messenger RNA, 6319 nt
Organism: Cylicocyclus nassatus
Lineage: Eukaryota; Metazoa; Nematoda; Chromadorea; Rhabditida; Strongylidae
Source: the annotation of a GenBank genome assembly
AUGUCAUCUGUCACCAAUGAAGUUAUCUUUGUGGCAACUUAUCUACUCGCACAGACAUACACCGCCAUCGCGACAGAAGUCAACGUCCUCGGGCUCGUCUGCCGCGGAACACCCGCAUACUUCUCCGAGCACAUAACCACCACGGCUUUGGAUUACGAAAAGGACCCCGGCUGGCAGUACCUGCGCCAAUCGAGGGAGCAGGCUCUUGAGGAUCAGUCCAAACCCUAUGACUCGAAGAAGAACUGUUGGGUCCCCGAUGCGGAGGAAGGGUAUAUCGCGGCUGAGAUUACCGGUACAAAAGGAGACUCGGUUACCGUAGUCACUGCUCGUGGAAAUGAGGUGACACUCAAGAAAGAACUUGUGCAGGAAAUGAAUCCUCCAAAGUUCGAAAAAACCGAGGAUAUGUCAAAUUUGACCUUCCUUAACGAUGCAUCUGUACUUCACAAUCUCCGAGCUCGUUAUGCGUCUAUGCUUAUCUACACCUACUCUGGUCUGUUCUGUGUGGUCAUCAAUCCAUACAAACGUCUUCCAAUCUAUACCGAAUCGGUGGCGUCGAUGUUCAUGGGCAAAAGGCGAACAGAAAUGCCUCCGCAUCUGUUCGCCGUAUCCGAUUUGGCCUACAGAAACAUGCUUCAAGAUCACGAGAAUCAGUCUAUGCUGAUCACAGGAGAAUCUGGAGCCGGAAAGACUGAAAACACCAAGAAAGUAAUUGCCUACUUCGCCAACGUUGGUGCUACCCAGCAAGGUGGCGCUGCUGCCGAACCUGGAAAGAAGAAGGUCACACUAGAGGAUCAAAUUGUCCAGACUAACCCCGUAUUGGAGGCAUUCGGUAACGCCAAGACCGUCCGUAACAACAACUCGUCCCGAUUCGGAAAAUUCAUUCGAAUCCAUUUCAACAAGACUGGACGUUUGGCCUCUUGCGAUAUCGAGCACUACUUGCUUGAGAAAUCUCGUGUGAUUCGUCAAGCUCCGGGAGAACGUUGCUACCACAUUUUCUACCAGAUUUUCUCUGAUUUCAAGCCUGAGCUGAAGAAAACGCUUCAACUUGACAAACCUCUGAAAGAGUACUGGUUUGUGGCCCAAGCUGAACUGACCAUCGAUGGUGUCAACGACAAGGAAGAGUUCCAAAUGACCGACGAGGCUUUCGAUAUUCUGAACUUCUCCCCCGAAGAAAAGAUGAAUUGCUAUCGUCUUAUGGCUGCUCUCAUGCAUAUGGGUAACAUGAAAUUCAAACAGCGCCCACGUGAAGAGCAAGCCGAACCAGAUGGCACUGAUGAGGCCGAGAAAGCGUCCGCCAUGUACGGUGUAAACGCCGAGGACUUCAUUAAAGCGCUCACAAAACCGCGUGUAAGAGUCGGAACCGAAUGGGUGAAUAAGGGACAGAACAUGGAACAGGUCAAUUGGGCUACCGGUGCCAUGGCCAAGGGAGUUUAUGCUCGUAUCUUCAACUGGUUGGUCAAGAAAUGUAACCUUACCCUUGAUCAACAUGGCGUCAGCCGUGACUACUUCAUCGGUGUGUUGGACAUCGCCGGUUUUGAGAUCUUCGACUUCAACUCCUUCGAACAGUUGUGGAUUAAUUUCGUAAACGAAAAACUACAACAAUUCUUCAACCAUCACAUGUUCGUCCUGGAGCAGGAAGAAUACGCUCGAGAGGGUAUCCAGUGGACUUUCAUCGACUUCGGUCUCGACUUGCAAGCUUGUAUCGAACUAAUUGAAAAGCCCCUUGGUAUCAUCUCCAUGCUUGAUGAAGAGUGUAUCGUCCCCAAGGCUACUGACAUGACGCUGGCGCAGAAGCUGAACGAUCAGCAUCUUGGCAAACACCCGAACUUCGAGAAACCCAAACCACCAAAGGGAAAACAGUCCGAGGCUCACUUUGCUAUGCGUCACUACGCCGGAACUGUACGAUACAACGUAACGAACUGGCUCGAGAAGAACAAGGACCCCUUAAACGACACCGUUGUCUCCGUCAUGAAACAAUCCAAGGGUAACGAUUUGCUUGUGGAAAUCUGGCAAGACUACACCACUCAGGAAGAAGCCGCCCAGAAAGCCAAGGAAGGUGGUGGCGGCGGUAAGAAGAAGGGAAAGUCUGGGUCGUUCAUGACUGUCUCUAUGCUGUAUCGUGAGUCACUGAACAACCUGAUGGGUAUGUUGAACAGAACACAUCCCCACUUCAUCCGUUGCAUCAUCCCUAACGAGAAGAAGACGUCUGGAUUGAUUGACGCGGCUUUGGUGCUUAACCAGCUGACAUGUAACGGUGUACUGGAAGGUAUCCGUAUUUGUCGUAAAGGUUUCCCGAACAGAUCUCUUCACCCGGAUUUCGUACAACGUUAUGCCAUCCUGGCCGCUAAAGAAGCCAAGUCGGAAGAGGACAAGAAGAAGUGCGCAGAGGCCAUGCUGUCGAAGCUGGUGAAUGAAGGCUCGCUAGCGGAUGACAUGUUCCGUAUUGGUCUCACCAAAGUGUUCUUCAAAGCCGGAGUACUGGCCCAUCUUGAGGAUCUGCGUGACGAGAAGUUGGCCAUUAUCAUGACUGGAUUCCAAGGACAAAUCCGUUGGUACUUGGGACUUGUGGACCGUAAGCGACGUAUGGAACAGAAAGCUGGACUGCUCAUUAUCCAACGCAACGUCCGUUCAUGGUGCACCCUCCGAACCUGGGAAUGGUUCAAGUUGUACGGUAGAGUCAAGCCAUUGCUUAAAGCAGGAAAGGAAGCUGAGGAAUUGGAGAAAAUCAACAAGAAGGUCGAGGAACUCGAGGCCAGCUUGUCUAAUGAAGAGAAGCUGAGAAAGGAGCUCGAGGAUAACGCUACCAAGCUGUUGGAGGAGAAAAAUAAUCUGUUCACACAACUUGAGGCUGCCAAGGGACAAUUGUCUGAGGCUGAGGAACGGUUGAACAAGCUAAACUCACUAAAAGGAGAUGCUGAUAAACAACUUGCGGAGUUGAACGAACGCCUUGCUGAGCAAGAAGACCGAAACGCCGAUGUCCAGCGAGCCAAGAAGAAGGUCGAAGCGGAACUCGACUCGCACAAAAAACAGAUCCAAGAACUCGAGAUGAGCUUGCGCAAGGCCGAAUCUGAGAAACAAUCCAAGGAUCACCAAAUCCACUCGCUUCAAGAUGAAAUGCAGCAGCAAGAUGAGGCCAUCGCCAAGCUUAACAAGGAAAAGAAGCACCAAGAGGAAAUCAACCGCAAGCUUAUGGAGGAUCUCCAGUCGGAAGAGGACAAGUCGAACCACACAAACAAAGUGAAAGCCAAGUUGGAACAGACCUUAAAUGAUCUCGAAGACAACCUCGAACGUGAGAAGAGGUCUCGGGCUGAUCUUGAUAAGCAGAAGAGAAAGGUUGAGGGUGAACUGAAGAUUGCGCAGGAGAACAUUGACGAGGCUGCUCGACAACGUCACGAUCUCGAGAACAACCUGAAAAAGAAGGAAAGCGAACUACAUUCCAUUAGCAGCCGACUGGAAGAUGAGCAAGCUCUUGUGAGCAAGCUCCAGCGACAAAUCAAGGAGGGACAAAGCCGUAUAUCUGAAUUGGAAGAGGAACUCGAAAGCGAGCGCCAGUCUCGUGCCAAGGCCGACCGUGCUAAAUCUGAUCUCCAAAGGGAAUUAGAAGAGCUAGGCGAACGUCUUGAUGAGCAAGGUGGAGCCACUGCUGCUCAGGUUGAGCUGAACAAGAAGCGCGAAGCCGAGCUCGCUAAGCUACGCCGUGAUCUGGAAGAGGCCAACAUGAACCAUGAGAACCAGCUAGGUGGACUGAGGAAGAAGCACACCGAUGCUAUCGCCGAACUGACUGACCAGCUUGACCAACUGCAGAAGCAGAAGGCCAAGAUUGAGAAGGAGAAGAUCCAAGCCCAUAAAGAAGCCGAAGACCUCGCUGCACAACUCGAUGCCGAGACUUCUGCCAAGCUGAACAACGAGAAGCUUGCCAAGCAGUUCGAACUGCAGCUCACUGAGCUCCAAGCCAAAUGCGACGAGCAGUCGCGACAACUGCAGGAUUUCACUUCACUCAAAGGGCGUUUGCACACCGAAAACACCGACAUCGCUCGUCAACUCGAAGAUGCCGAAUCACAGCUGAACCAAUUUUCGCUUCUGAAGAGCCAGCUGACCAGUCAGCUCGAAGAAGCUCGCCGAACUGCAGAUGAAGAAGCCCGUGAGCGCCAAACCCUCGCUGCUCAGGCUAAAAACUACCAGCACGAGGCUGAACAGCUGCAGGAGAGCUUGGAAGAAGAGAUCGAGUCGAAGAACGAGAUCAUGCGCCAGCUCGGCAAGGCCAAUGCCGAGAUCCAGCAAUGGAAAGCUCGAUUCGAAGGCGAAGGCCUUAUCAAGGCUGAUGAGCUCGAGGAUGCGAAGAGACGUCAGGCUCAGAAGAUCAACGAGCUCCAAGAGGCUCUUGACGCCGCCAACUCCAAGAUCGCUUCGCUUGAAAAGACCCGAAGCCGUUUGGUUGGAGAUUUGGAUGAUGCUCAGGUUGAUGUGGAACGCGCCAAUGCCUUCGCCAACUCUCUCGAGAAGAAACAGAAAGGCUUCGACAAGAUCGUUGACGAAUGGAGAAAGAAGACUGAUGACCUCUCGGCCGAACUUGACGCAGCUCAGCGAGAAGCUCGCAACAUUUCCACCGAACUCUUCAAGGCCAAGAAUGUCCAAGAGGAGCUGCACGAGGUUGUUGAAGGACUGCGCCGUGAGAACAAGAGUCUCAGCCAGGAAAUCAAGGACUUGACCGAUCAACUUGGUGAAGGAGGACGAUCCGUGCAUGAAAUGCAGAAGAUCAUUCGCCGUUUGGAAAUCGAGAAAGAGGAACUGCAACAUGCGCUAGACGAGGCUGAAGCUGCCCUGGAAGCUGAGGAAAGCAAGGUGCUUCGAGCGCAGGUUGAGGUGUCACAAAUCCGCUCGGAAAUUGAGAAGCGCAUCCAGGAGAAGGAAGAGGAGUUCGAAAACACCCGUAAGAACCACCAACGUGCCAUGGAGUCGAUGCAGGCUUCACUGGAGACCGAAGCCAAAGGAAAGGCUGAAGUUUUGAGAGUGAAAAAGAAGCUCGAGGCUGACAUCAAUGAACUUGAAAUUGCUCUCGAUCAUGCGAACAAGGCUAAUGCUGAUGCGCAGAAGAACUUGAAGAAGUACCAGGAACAGAUUCGCGAGUUGCAGCUCCAGGUUGAGGAGGAACAGAGGAACCGUGACGAUAUUAGAGAGCAGUUCUUCAACGCUGAAAAACGCGCCACCGUGCUUGAAUCGGAGAAGGAAGAACUUCUUGUAGCUAAUGAGGCAGCCGAACGAGCCCGGAAGCAAGCCGAAAAUGAAGUUGCUGAGAGUCGCGACCAGGUUAACGACCUUACCGGACAAGCCGCUUCACUAGGUGCCGCUAAGAGAAAACUCGAAGGAGAAAUACAGGCUAUCCAUGCUGACCUUGAUGAAACCCUUAACGAGUACAAGGCUGCUGAAGAACGUAGCAAGAAAGCCAUGGCUGAUGCUGCCCGACUUGCCGAAGAACUUCGUCAAGAACAAGAGCAUUCAAUGCACAAUGAGGGCUUGCGUAAAGGACUUGAGCAACAGCUCAAGGAAAUGCAAGUGCGUCUUGACGAAGCCGAGGCCGCUGCACUCAAGGGAGGAAAGAAGGUGAUCGCCAAAUUAGAACAGCGCGUGCGCGAGGUAGAAUCUGAACUGGACGGGGAACAACGCCGCUACCAAGAAGCUAACAAGAAUCUUAGCAAAGCAGACCGCCGAGUUCGGGAACUGCAAUUCCAGGUUGACGAGGACAAGAAGAACUUCGGCCGCCUACAAGACCUAAUCGAUAAACUGCAAACGAAACUGAAGACGCAAAAGAAACAGAUUGAGGAGGCGGAAGAAGUCGCCAACUUGAACUUGCAAAAGUAUCGCCAGAUCCAACAUCAACUCGAAGAUGCCGAAGAACGUGCCGAUGUCGCUGAGAAUUCGUUGUCGAAGAUGAGAGCCAAGUCACGAUCCAGCGCUUCCUUAGCUCCCGGAGGUGGUGGUCUCCAAACCUCCCAAUCCGCCACAGUAAUGCGAUCGGCUUCUCGUUCCCGUGCCAGUGCCGCCGACUUCUAAUUUCUUUUGCUCAUUCUAUCGCCUUAUACAUCAAUUUCACGCACAUAGUUCUCUAUCAUAAGUGAAGAGUGUGAUAUUUUAUUUUCUUUUUGUAAUAAUUAGUGCAUAGUACUGUCGACUAGUCCAGGACGCAGACUUAUUCCGCGUCUCAUUUCACUGUGAGAGACGAUGGUGCCCAAGGUUGAGUGCUAUUGUUCCACAUUUUUUCACACGAUCUUCUAGAUUUGUAUGAAAUUCACCUCCGCACACGCUCAGCUUAAAGAUAGCC